AUGCAGUUCACCACCGUUGUCUCUCUGGUCGCCUUCAUGGCCGUCCAGGCUACUGCCACCCCCCUGGCUGAGCUCUCAGAGCGCCAGACUGCCAGCGGCUGCAACUACUUCGCCGCGCCUCGCUGCUGUGUGCCAACAGUCUGCCAGUGCGCCAACGGAGCCGUCUACCAGGUCAACCAAGACAACGUCAACGCCGGCCGCCACGGCUGCGACCCCCCUUGGGGCUACAUCGCCGCCAGCAACUCGCAGUUCCCCGGCUACUGCUGCCGUCUGGCCGAGGGCCAGGUGUUGGAGGGUGUUACGGGUGAGGAGGCUCUGCAGUAUCUCAGCCCUGACCGUUUCGAUCUUGCGAAGUCGGAGUAA
Molecule: messenger RNA, 363 nt
Organism: Colletotrichum karsti
Lineage: Eukaryota; Fungi; Ascomycota; Sordariomycetes; Glomerellales; Glomerellaceae
Exons: 3
Coding region: 1-363 (120 amino acids)
Source: RefSeq, a predicted model, not a curated record